AUGCAGUUCUUCACCGUCAUCGCCUUCGCUGCUGCCGCCAUUGCCGCACCCGCUGCCCUUGAGGAGCGCCAGCUCCCAGUCUGCACUGGAGGCUCUCCUCUCUGCUGCGCUACCGAUGUCCUCAACCUUGCUGACCUCGACUGCGCUACUCCUGCCACCACCCCCACGAGCACCAACGAUUUCAUUGACAUCUGCACUGCCGCCGGCCAGCAGGCCAAGUGCUGCAUCCUGCCCAUCCUCGGCCAGGCUCUCUUCUGCUCCGACGUCAACCCCACUGCCGACACCACCACCGUCACUGCUCCCCGCUUCUUCUGCUUAAGCACAGUCUGA
This is a messenger RNA of Didymosphaeria variabile, 330 nucleotides long. RefSeq lists its product as uncharacterized. NCBI's taxonomy places the organism in Eukaryota, Fungi, Ascomycota, Dothideomycetes, Pleosporales, Didymosphaeriaceae. The transcript has 2 exons. Bases 1 to 330 code for a protein of 109 amino acids. The record is from RefSeq and is a predicted model, not a curated record. Gene Ontology annotation, cellular component: extracellular region.